This is a messenger RNA of Coregonus clupeaformis (lake whitefish), 3924 nucleotides long. RefSeq names its product RE1-silencing transcription factor. Gene Ontology annotation, molecular function: DNA-binding transcription factor activity, RNA polymerase II-specific; RNA polymerase II transcription regulatory region sequence-specific DNA binding. Gene Ontology annotation, biological process: regulation of transcription by RNA polymerase II. Gene Ontology annotation, cellular component: nucleus. Bases 173 to 2485 code for a protein of 770 amino acids. The transcript is spliced from 2 exons. Lineage: Eukaryota; Metazoa; Chordata; Actinopteri; Salmoniformes; Salmonidae. The record is from RefSeq and is a predicted model, not a curated record.
UUUAGCUUGGCCUGGCAACCUGAGCUGAAAGAAUGUGCAGAAAAAUAACGGAGAAACGCAACAUCGUAGCUGCUCAAAUUGUAUUUGCUGUACAUUUUACGAUUCUUUCAAGCAUUUGAAAUCCACUCGUCGGCGUAUGGAAGUCAGUGCGUCCAAAAUGUAGCAGGACAUAAUGGCACAAAGUCAAAAUGUCAACAAAGGCAGGAAGCAGACAGCCCAACCUGGAGUAGCAGGUCUGAACAACCUAUCAAAUGGGAAUCCUGCAAAUCAAAACGCUCACAUUUCAGUUGUGCAGGAUGCAAGAAGGCCAGAGGAGUUUGACUUUGAGUGUGUGGUAAAUUCAAAAUUCAAAAACUCAAAAGUGUGGUUUUGUGAGAAAUGUCGCUUUUUGACAACAGAUUUUGACGAUUACAGCAGCCAUAUUAUGGAGCAUGCGGUAAUGAGAUUUUACUGCUUCUAUUGUAACCAUGUCUCAUACAGCGAGGCCGAAUUAAACCACCAUGUAGAACAGCACACCAGAGUACACCCUUUCAAGUGUCAGUUCUGUGAUUAUAGAGCUGUGAAGAAAGACUAUGUUGAAAUUCAUAUGAAGCGAAUACACAAUGCGCCUGCUGAGAAAGUAUCCAGUGCAAAAGUCACAAGAAAAAGCAAACCUGUCUCUCUCCCCAGUGCUCUGCCCAGAGAUCCCACAUCGUCAAGGGUCGCACCUUUGCGCACUAAGAAUAUCACGACCAGAGUGGAUGAAGGAAGACCUAUGGAUGGGACAUUGGAUGCAAACAUAUUGCCCAAAGUAGAGGUGGAGCUGUUGGCACCUUUAAAUGAACCAAUUCAACACAACAGGCCUUUGACUGUCUCUUUCCCCGAAGUGGGGACCAUCCCCCCUGGCUGCCUUGUUGAACUUGUUGAGGUGAAAACAGUCAACGGGACCAAGGAACUAAAGCUGAGACUUGUCACACAACAAUCUAAUGGGUCUGUAGCGAAAGCCUGUCGGACCACAACCUCACAAAAUGCCACUUUGUGUAAAUCAUCUACGUCCAACGCCACUCCAACUACAGAAAAGGCAGUGAAAAAGAGAACUUGCACAGCUAACAUAUCAACCCGACAAAUAAAUAACCAGAAGCAGAAGGAUUUAACAACUUCCCCCUCCACAAAUGGUAUACAACUGAGAAAACACUCUGAAGAAUUGCUGGUGAUGGUGAAAGAUGAGCCCAAGGAAAAUGUAAAUCAGCCAUUUGACAUAGAGGAAGCAAAGGAAGAGAGCUGUGAUUCUGCGCAAAAAUCUGAAAGCUUCACUUCAUUUACACCUGUCUCGAGUGUGUCCAUGAUGGGAAACGUCAAAGGCACCACCUCACCCUCUGUCUCUAACGAAGAAGUCGCACCUGUUGCACUGUCAUCUCUCGUAUUGUGCAACUCUAGAAGAAGCAACCCGAUCAUUCCCUCUCCAACAAACCAACCUAAAGAGGAUGAGACAUGUCAUGUUGCUGACUCAAACACCUCUGGUUGGACUCAAUCUCAGAAUCCAUUAGUAGAUGAUGUGCCAGGACCCAAUGGUUUCCCAGUCAUUUCAGCUGUAUUUUCUCUAAGUAGCCCCCAACUCUUGGCGGUGGCUCUUCGGACCAUAGCUUUGGGUAACAAUAUGCCCUCUGCAACCAUAGAGCAAGGAAAUAUCAAUAAUUCUUUGAUCCUCACACCUGCUAAGACAACAGCUGUGGGCAAAGGGCAUGAACACAAGAUAAAGCCAGGAAACACUGACAUGGCCCCCGAGGGUUUGUCCUCUGUUCAUAAACCUCAAAUGACUCCAAAAGCCUGUCACCAGGUGGAGAGUGCUCAACGUUCUAGACACACCCAAUCACUAACAAGUAAUCCCUUGAGCACCAAGGAAGAAAAGAACAGUGUUACAAUAAAGCUUCACAAGAAAACAGUUUUGAAUAUGAACAAAAGUCCUCCAAUUGUGGCCGAAAAAACUGUAAAAACGCGGGACAGUUGGAUUGGCCAAAUUGAUGCUGAAAAAGGGUCAGUCCCCAGACACUGGAAAAGUGCAGCAAACAAGCGGGACAUUUCUGGUAGACUCUCAUCCUGCCUGAAGCUCUCAUUGAAAAGGAUACGAGUAGAAGAGGAAAAUGAAACACAGCAGUUAAGCAGCCGUCAACACUGCACACCUGAGUUGAACCAACGGAAGAAGAAGAGAAGACGACGAGACAUGGUAUCUGGGUCAAAGACUUUCGCUCACUCGUUAGAUACCACAGGUGACAGGGUUAUUAUCUGCCCAACUCCACUGAAAGAAGACCAGCUGGUGAAGCAACCAGGCCCAAACCAACCUGUUGUGGUUCUCAACCAUCCCAAGCCUCAGGUUCUGAGAGGGAGGGUAGGAAUGGAGACGAUUCCAGACGUUGGUCCAACAUGUCACAUAAUGAAGAUGAAGUUGAGCAAAGUAAUGGGACAUAAGUAUGAGGUGAUUGGAUGUACCGUUAAGGCCUCUCCUUAGGGUUAUGGCAAAUUGUGAUGGGAAAUGAUAGAUUUAUUUUCUAGGGACGAUGGGGACAGAACACUAAAACAUUGAGUUAUCAAGAGUCUGAUGCAUUGCACCAUUAAGGGUUGGCUUGCAUUCAUUUCCAGGGUCAGUCCCUAGAUGGGCUUCAGAUUAAAAAUGGAUAGAUAUUUCAUACAAUUUGUUACUUCAUAGAUGAUGAAAGACUGAACCCCAUUUAGAGAAAUAAGUGGGCAUUCAGGCAGGCAUUUUUUUGGGGGGAUAAAUAAUUAGCAUUUUUGCUGCAGUAUCAUCGGUAGCACAGAUCUGUGUAAAUAUGAACUGACGUUGUAAUUUUUUUCUGAUGGAUGAACAACUGCUUAAAUGAAAUGAAUGCCAAUUAUUUUGAAUGCAUUUAGAAUAAAACAGUAUGUAACCCCCUGGUUACUUUUAGUCCGGACUGCAUUGAAUUACUGUGUUCAACACUAGGCAACAGUCCGACGCAAGAGAGAAUAGAACACACGCGAACUCCGAGCUAGCGACGUUGCUAAUUUGUUGUUUUGAGUAUUUAAGUUGAUAACUCACUCUUCAUUAAAUAAAUAGCUAUACAAAAAUAGUUUAUACAAUGAUAGCCACGAGGACAGCAAGGAAUUAUUUUGAAUUUCUUUCAACUGUCAUCGAAAGACCAGGCGAAUCUCUCUGCCGCUGUCUCUGAAAAAAGCAAUUGUAGCUAGAGCUGCCACCUGAUACCAGUGUUUUUACAUCAACAUAUAAAUAGUUGUCCUACUACAGAACUCUGAAAAUGUUGUUACCACAUAGUGAAUAGAAUGUUCAUGCUAAACCUCUUUCCAUUGAUCACUGACUUUUUGUAUUGUAGCUAUUAAUCUUAGAAAAAAGUUUGGUUAUAUUAUCCAACCUCAUCAUUCCUGUUUUAUAUUUUGCCUUUAUUAUGGUUGACAUGACAUGACUUGACAUUAACCUUAAAGUUCCUAGUGGAGCAAAGUAACUCGGUGCUUCUCUGUUGAACACUUUUCUGGACUUUUUUAACCAUAAUUCUUAACCAUAAGUUCCUGUCUUCUUUAUCCUUUCUUCAUAAGUCAUCCAUGUUUUCUUUGGACUUUUCGUCAUGGUUACUGCUGUAUAUUGCUAGAAGUGUUUGAACCGCUCCCUCAAUCAUCUGUUUUUCAAAUUAUCAGAGAAAAUAUUGAGUUGUUUUAAGUUAGACCAUAACCAUAUAUUUAUCAAAAUAUAGCUCUGGUUUAGAUGUGGUGCGGAUCUUUAAAUGUACAUGUAUUUUGGUUUCCUUUGACAUUUUUCUCAUCUUUUAAAUGGGAGUUAUUCGUGUAAUAACAAUUAUAUAGGUGUCGUUCUCAUGUUGUCAGUGUUUUCUGUCCUCUAAUAUAUUAUGUAUUAUCUUAAUGUGCCAUUUUGAAUAAAGAAUUUUUUUCAUAAAUUCA